Messenger RNA from Trichoderma gamsii, 1452 nucleotides. RefSeq lists its product as hypothetical. Bases 1 to 1452 code for a protein of 483 amino acids. NCBI's taxonomy places the organism in Eukaryota, Fungi, Ascomycota, Sordariomycetes, Hypocreales, Hypocreaceae. Gene Ontology annotation, molecular function: aldehyde dehydrogenase (NAD+) activity. The transcript has 3 exons. The record is from RefSeq and is a predicted model, not a curated record.
AUGACAGUCAAACGAACACUUGAUAUCACGACUUACAAAGGCAAUAUCAUCAACGGCGAGUUCGUCCCAACAACAGAGACUCGACGCACAAUAGACCCCGCCACCGAAGAGCCCCUAUUCGUCGCGCCCCUCGCAACAAAAGACGAUCUCGACAACGCCGUCCAACACGCCCACAAUGCCUUCAAGACGUGGUCCAAAUCAUCUUUUGACGAGCGUUCCAAGCUCAUGCUCGCCUACGCAGAUGCGAUAGAAACUCACCGCGAAGAGCUCGAGAGACUCGACACAAUCGAGUCCGGCAAGCCUCUCCUCGUCUCCAAGCGGGAGUUUGACAACGUGCUGGAAUGGCUCCGCACCUUUGCCACCAUGGAGCUCAAGGACGAUGUGUUUGACGAGAACGACGAGCGCAUCAUCUACGGCACAUACAACCCCGUCGGCGUCGUCGCCGCCAUCGUGCCCUGGAACUGGCCCGCCCUUCUCGGCCUGGGCAAAGUAGGACCGGCGCUGAUGACGGGAAACACCGUCAUCAUGAAGCCCUCGCCCUACACACCCUACACAGACCUCAAGCUGGGCGAACUGGCCAUGUCCAUCUACCCUCCCGGCGUCUUCCAGGUCCUCAGCGGCGACGACGCCCUCGGCCCCUGGAUCACGGAGCACCCGGGCAUCGACGUCGUCACCUUCACCGGCUCGGUCCGCACCGGCAAGCUCGUCGCUGCAAGCUGUGCCAACACGCUGAAGAAGUGCGUCCUCGAGCUCGGCGGCAACGACGCCCUCAUUGUCUGCCAGGACGUGGAUAUCGCAAAGUGCCUGCCCAAGAUUGCCACGCUGUCGUUUAUCAACGCCGGGCAGAUUUGCAUGCUGGCGAAGCGCCUCUAUGUGCACGAGGCCAUAUACGACCAGUUCAAGGAGGCCCUGGUGCAGUUCACCAAGGAGCAUGUCAAAAAUGGUGGCGGAUUAGAGCCCGGCGUCAUGGUAGGGCCAGUCCAGAAUAAGAUGCAGUACGAACUCCUCAAAGGCGUAUAUCAAGACGUCAAAGACUCAGGCUACCAAGUCGCCCUCGGCGGAACCAUCCCCAACUCCAACAAGGGCUACUUCGCCGAGCCCACCAUCGUCGACAACCCGCCCGACAAUGCGCGCAUCGUCGUCGAAGAGCCCUUUGGCCCCAUCAUCCCGCUGCAGAAGUGGUCCUCAGAUGAGGAAGUUGUCGAGCGCGCAAACGCCCUCAGGCUUGGUUUGGGAGCGUCGGUCUGGGCAAAGGACCUGGUGCGCGCCGAGAAGAUGGGCCGCCAGCUCACGGCGGGGAGCGUCUGGAUAAACUCGCACUUUGACGUGGCGCCGAACAUCCCCUUUGGAGGCACAAAGGAGAGUGGGCUUGGGCGGGAAUGGGGGUUGGAAGGGUUCAAGGAGUUUACGGAUCGGACGAGCUUGUGGGUGUGGAAGAAGAUUUUUGAUUAA